CAUGGUAACAGCGUAGACACAGCUGGCCGGUUGACUAUCUACAGUAGCUCACCGCCUGUGAAUUAACGGUGCUAAAGUGGCCUUCUCUUCAUUUAUUAACCACGGAUCAUUAGCGCUGAAUUCAGGAGCAUUAAGAUUCUGAGUAAGUUAGGAUGUCCAGUGAUCUUGCUGGUGUGUGGGAGGUUGCACUGAGUGAUGGAGUCCACAGAAUAGAGUUUGAACAUGGCACCACCACUGGAAAGAGAGUCAUUUCCGUUGAUGGAAAGGAGAUAUUGAGACGAGAUUGGAUGUUCAAACUUGUGGGGAAGGAGACAUUCAGUGUGGGCAAGUCAGACACCAAAGCGACCAUCAACAUUGAUGCGGUCAGUGGUUUUGCCUACGAGUACACCUUGGAGAUUAACGGAAAGAGCUUGAAGCAGUACAUUGAAAACAGGUCAAAGGUCACCAGCACCUGGGUGCUCAACUUGGAUGGCACAGACUGCAGGGUGGUCCUGGAGAAAGACACCAUGGAUGUUUGGUGUAAUGGACAGAAGAUUGAAACUGCAGGAGAGUUUGUGGAUGAUGGCACAGAGACACAUUUCACACUCGGAGACCACAACUGCUGUGUUAAGGCCGUGAGCAGCGGGAAGAGACGAGACGGGAUCAUUCACACACUGCUCGUGGAUGGCACAGAGAUAUCUGAAUGCACUGAGUGACUGUGUGUGGUUGUCUACGGACCAAGUGACAGGAAUACGUGCUCUUACAGUGCCUAUAAAAUGUAGUCACCCCCUUGGAGGUUUUACCCUUUUAUUGAUUUUAUAAAUCAAUUAUGGUCAAUAUAAUUUGGCUUUUUUAACAGAAAACAUC
Messenger RNA from Monopterus albus (swamp eel), 846 nucleotides. RefSeq names its product Fas apoptotic inhibitory molecule a (gene faima). The record is from RefSeq and is a predicted model, not a curated record. The coding region runs from base 153 to 695 and encodes 180 amino acids. The transcript has 5 exons. NCBI's taxonomy places the organism in Eukaryota, Metazoa, Chordata, Actinopteri, Synbranchiformes, Synbranchidae. Gene Ontology annotation, biological process: negative regulation of extrinsic apoptotic signaling pathway via death domain receptors.